GAACAGAAACCAAGUUCCCCGGCAACUAGCAGCAUCCACUGGGCGGGAGGUUGGAGCCGGCGAGGCCCGAAAGGCUGCGGAGUGCGCCGGCUGCUGAGUCUAGAGCGCCCUCCACUCCUCCUCCGCCUCUUCUUCCUUGGCCGCUCAUUCCCAAGUUCCGGCUCUAUUUUUCGCCUACGAAAAGCCUAGGGAGGGGGCUAGGAGCUGCCGCGUCCCCCUCCCUGCGGCCGCAGCCCCCUGCUUUUCCGGCUCUGCUCCGUGCCGCGUGCGCCUGGGCUGUGCGCCUCGGCGGGCCCCAGCCAUGUCCAUGCUGCCGUCCUUCGGCUUCACGCAGGAGCAAGUGGCGUGCGUGUGCGAGGUUCUACAGCAAGGCGGAAACCUAGAGCGCCUGGGCAGGUUCCUGUGGUCACUGCCCGCCUGCGACCACUUGCACAAGAACGAGAGCGUGCUCAAGGCCAAGGCGGUGGUCGCCUUCCACCGCGGCAAUUUCCGAGAGCUCUACAAGAUCCUGGAGAGCCACCAGUUCUCGCCUCACAAUCACCCCAAACUGCAGCAACUGUGGCUGAAGGCUCACUACGUGGAGGCCGAGAAGCUACGCGGCCGACCCUUGGGCGCCGUGGGCAAAUACCGAGUGCGCCGAAAAUUCCCGCUGCCUCGCACCAUCUGGGAUGGCGAGGAGACCAGCUAUUGCUUCAAGGAGAAGUCGCGGGGGGUGCUGCGAGAGUGGUACGCUCACAAUCCCUACCCCUCGCCGCGUGAGAAGCGGGAGCUGGCCGAGGCCACCGGCCUCACCACUACCCAGGUCAGCAACUGGUUUAAGAACCGGAGGCAAAGAGACCGGGCCGCCGAGGCCAAGGAAAGGGAGAAUACUGAAAACAAUAACUCCUCCUCCAACAAGCAGAAUCAACUCUCUCCUCUGGAAGGGGGCAAGCCGCUCAUGUCCAGCUCAGAAGAGGAAUUCUCACCUCCCCAAAGUCCAGACCAGAACUCGGUCCUACUGCUGCAGGGCAAUCUGGGCCACGCCAGGAGCUCAAACUAUUCUCUUCCAGGCUUAACGGCCUCACAGCCCAGCCACGGCCUGCAGGCCCAUCAGCAUCAGCUCCAGGACUCUCUGCUGGGCCCCCUUACCUCUAGUCUGGUGGACUUGGGGUCCUAAGAGGGGAGGGACUGGGGCCUCAAAGGGAUGGCUGGAGCAUCCCCCACCGCAGUGACUAGGGACACUUGUAAAUAGAAAUCAGGAACACUUUUUGCAGCUUGUUCUGGGGUUCUUCGUGUAUAAAGGAAUGGUGGACUUUCACAAAUAUCUUUUUUCAAAAUCAAAACCAACAGUGAUCUCAAGCUUCGUCUCCCUCUUCUCUCUGACUCUUUCCACUUUUGCAUUUUCACUCUCAGUACAGAGAUCAGGGAAAAAACCCAAACAGACAAGAGCACCCAGCCGGUCUCUGUUGUUGGCAACUGAUGCUUCUGCUUCAGUAAUCUUUCUUUUUUUCGUCGAACAAGAAUUACACAUCAACUGAAUUUUAGUGAUUUCUUUUUAAUUUAUUUAUGGAGAAAUGUUGUGGGAAGAGGAAAAAAGGAAAUGAAGAGAAAGGGAAAGAAAUAAAGGGAGAUGAAAAUAGUGAAAACAAGCGCCUCCGGCCUGGGAGGAACUGGUUGCAUUCUUAAGGUGAAUAGGAAAAUAUAAUCUUAUGCCCUUUUUUGGAUGAGGAAAAAUUAAGUUUACAUUUUUCAUAUUUAGUAUUAAACAAUUUUAUGUAGGUUAAAAUAAAAGAACAGUAUUAGGAGGAAAAACAAGUGCCUAAAUGUCUUAAUGCUGUCUACGCGAGGCAGUUAGAAAUAGAAGUGACCAUUAGUACUACAGCUAUUUUUUGUCAAAUUUAGGGAGGUUUUUUGGUUGUUGUUUGUUUUCUUGGGUUUUUUUAAAUGACAAACUCUAAAAAUGUACCAAUGUGAAAAAAACACUUUCCUGAAUGCCAUUACUUCCCAAGCCCUCAAAGCUUUCAUCUGUAGUCGACUGUUAAGGGCUUCUCCUAGCUUCUAGUUUCUAGCUUGCAAAAAAGUAUGCCUGCUGGCAUACAAAUCUGGCAACCUGGUAUUUGUUACUAAAACAGCAUGUGUUUUCAGGUUUCUUUUCUAUUGUACCUAAACCAGUCUAAAUUAAAACUUAGUAGAACACCAGGAGUAUGAUUCUGUUUCUGAAAGGUGAGUUGUACAAUGCUGUCAUUGGGCCCUAUUUUUUAAGAAAAAAUAAUAGUUUUCUUGCUUUCUUACUGAAUGGUGGCUGUGAAUUGCAGGGUACUUUGAAGGCCAUCGCCUGAACCAAGAAUAGCGACUUGGUUAAUUCUAUGACAGAAAAGGAGUGAAUUUAGCUUUGGGUUAUUUAUUUAUGUUUAUUAUUUAGAUAUGCAGUUUUGUUUACCACUAGCUCUUCUCUACAGCAUUCAUAUGUUAACUCAGCUCUUGUGUGUUAACUAGUUUAUGACAAGACUGUGAAAGUGAAAAUAAUUUAUCUGCUUGGGGAAAAAAAAAGGGAACUCAAACAAAGAUAGAAACAUUGUGAAUUAAUUUGUAUAAAUAGAAAGCAGACCAGCAGGACAGGAGCUCUUUUGCAGUGCUUUCGAUAGUGUCCAGAAAAAUUCCAGUAAUCAUGUAGGCUCCAUAUUAUUUUUGCCUAGGGCAAAAUGAUGUAUCUUCUGUACUUAGCUUUUAAAAUUAGUGAAACAAAUGGCAUUAUUUAUUAAAAUUCUCAGGAUAACAGGA
Molecule: messenger RNA, 2760 nt
Organism: Nycticebus coucang (slow loris)
Lineage: Eukaryota; Metazoa; Chordata; Mammalia; Primates; Lorisidae
Gene: SIX1
Product: SIX homeobox 1
Exons: 2
Coding region: 302-1156 (284 amino acids)
Biological process (GO): regulation of transcription by RNA polymerase II
Cellular component (GO): nucleus; transcription regulator complex
Molecular function (GO): RNA polymerase II cis-regulatory region sequence-specific DNA binding; DNA-binding transcription factor activity, RNA polymerase II-specific
Source: RefSeq, a predicted model, not a curated record